AUGAGCCAGUCCACUCUCCUUAGUCUUCCCGCAGAGGUCAGACUGAACAUCUACUCCUACCUCUUCGCCGACGAAUGGGUCUACAUUGACCCAUGCGUCUACACUUCACCUUCUCAAAGACGCAACCGCAAACAACAAUAUGGCGCACCCCUCAUGCAAACGUGUCGACAACUCCGUGACGAAGCGAGCCCAUACUACUUCGCCAACGUCCGGGUCUGCUUCGACGUUUGCAAAUCCAUCCAACCUGUGGGCCUCAUCAACUGGCUCGACGACAUCGGCACUGCGAAUGUGAAACUCCUCCGACACUUUGAGAUGCGAUGGAGUGAUUACGUCGAUAUCAAGCUCGAUCUUACUCGCAAGCCUGCAAAUCCACGUCGAAACACGAUCACCAAGGCGGAAGAGGACACCAACUCCACCAAGAAGACCCAACUCGGCACCAAACACGUCCUGACCGUGCAGGGCAUCCCUGAGCACGAGCCGGAGUACUGGAAGAGGAUGGGGACGUCUGAGUUUUGCGAUGUGCUUUCAAAACAGCUUUCGUGCAGGCUGGAGAGGCUGUUGGGGGCGAGGGAAGGGUUGUAUUUGAGUUUGGGGGAAGUUCUGGAGUUUGUUGCUGAAGCAGAUGGGCAUGCUGGGGCGCUGAGGUGGCUUUGGUUCUGGUGA
Messenger RNA from Zasmidium cellare ATCC 36951, 663 nucleotides. RefSeq lists its product as uncharacterized. Bases 1 to 663 code for a protein of 220 amino acids. Gene Ontology annotation, molecular function: protein binding. The record is from RefSeq and is a predicted model, not a curated record. The transcript has a single exon. Lineage: Eukaryota; Fungi; Ascomycota; Dothideomycetes; Mycosphaerellales; Mycosphaerellaceae.